This is a messenger RNA of Metarhizium acridum CQMa 102, 1047 nucleotides long. RefSeq lists its product as uncharacterized. The record is from RefSeq and is a predicted model, not a curated record. Lineage: Eukaryota; Fungi; Ascomycota; Sordariomycetes; Hypocreales; Clavicipitaceae.
AUGCCUACUUUGUCUAUUCCUCCGACACUAGAGCCUAGCAAGGCGUUUCCAAUGAAGGCGCCUCCCGUCAUUGGACCCAAGACCAAAAGGGCCACUCGUCCAAACACUGCCAUUCCCAGCUUUCUCAUUGAGGAGGCGCAGGCCACACCCGUAGACACGGGGGAAGCCCAAAGACACAUGGCUUUUGAGCCUCCGGCGAAUAUCACAACCAUGAAGGAUAUUGGACUUGAAGGCCAAGGAAUUUCUCCCAACGCCGUGUCCGCUCCAUUCUCGCUGUUUACCAAAGAAGCAGUGUUGCAGAUGAGACGUGAAAUCUUUAGCGAGCCAGUCCUCAAGGAGUGUCGCUACAGCUCAGACUUUAUCGCCAACAUGAUUCGUGGUAUGGGACGCGACCGAGCCCCGUUUACUUAUGAAGCCUGGAACUCGCCGGAAGUACUUGACAAGAUUUCCCAAGUGGCCGGUGUGGAGCUGGUUCCGGCAUACGACUACGAAAUUGCAAACAUCAAUAUUUCCGUCAACGACCCAAACGAGGCAGUCGGCCCCGAUAUCGAUCAGGUGUCGGCAGUGGCUUGGCACUACGACAGCUUCCCAUUUGUCUGCGUGACCAUGGUUUCCGACUGCACAAACAUGGCGGGCGGCGAGACGGCAAUCAAACUGCCGGGCGGCGAAAUCCGAAAGGUCCGUGGUCCGAGCAUGGGGACCGCCGUCGUCAUGCAGGGGAGAUACAUCUACCACCAGGCCCUCAAGGCGUUUGGAUGCCGCGAGCGCAUAGCCAUGGUGACUCCCUUUAGGCCCAAGUCUCCAUUUAUCAAGGACGAGACCAUUCUUACCGGUGUGAGGGGCAUCAGCAACCUCGAUGAGCUAUAUCCGCAGUACGCCGGGUAUCGAUUCGGGGUGCUUGCGGAGCGUUUCCGUGAGCAGCUCAGGGAAGAGCGACGGAGAAAAAGCUCUGGUCGUUGUUUCGACAUUAACUCCGCCAGAGCCUUUAUUCUAGAACAAAAGGAAUACUUGGAGAGUAUGUUGGAGCAGAUGUACGAGGUGGACUAG